AUGGCAGCCAGCUCUGAUGCCAUUCCUUCUGGCUCAGGACCCUCCAGCGCGAAAACCGGUAAUGAUAUCCCCAAAGCGACAACGGUCCAGGUGCAACCCGUCCAACCCGGGUUUUCUGAGGCUCAGGACCAGAACCGUUCGAAUGUGGAAGAAUUCGAGCGUCUGUUCGGAGUAGAUGAAGAUGCCUUCGAGCAACCGACCACGACGCGAAAAGAACUAUGGUCGUACUACUUGUACUACAAUGGUGACAACGGGGUUGGCCCUGGCUCAUACACGACCGCUUUGUUCCAAUGGGCCCUGAACGGUGCUGGCUGGCAACCUGGAACAGAGCCUCGCCAGCCCUGCACGGAUUCGUCCCCAUGUGUCGUACCCUGGGCAGGUGGCACACGCACUGUGUCCUCAGUUGUGCUCGUAGCGAAUGGGCUUUGUUUCACAUUUAUGACGAUCAUUUUCGUCUGGCUGGGCAGUGCUGCCGACUAUGGCACCUUCGGGCGCUGGCUGCUAUUGGUGUUGACCGUCGUAUGCUGGGCCUUACAGUACGGUAUGAUGGCCAUCAAACAUCCCAGUCAGUGGCCUGCAGCUAUGGGAUUGUACGUGGUGUCAUAUAUUGCGUAUGGCGCGACCCUCGUGUUCUAUGCCGCUGUUUUCCCCAGGUUGGCUCGAUAUACACCCCAUGUGCGCAAAGCCCGCGAAGAGGACCUGAAGGAGGGCAAGAUAAGCCAGCAGGAGUACGAUGCUAUUGAAUCACUGGAGAGAAAUCACAUUAGGUAUUUCCAUAACCCUACCCCUUUCCAUUCCGCUGCAGCUAAACGUCUGUAUCUUGGCAUGUUGACAUGUUCCAUUCAGCAAUAUAUCGACCGCUCACAGCAAUAUCGGUUACCUGCUGACCCUAUUGAUAAACUUGAGUGUGCUCCUUCCACUACAGAACAAUCAAUAUUCGAAUAA
Monascus purpureus is the source of this 945-nucleotide messenger RNA. The record is from the annotation of a GenBank genome assembly. NCBI's taxonomy places the organism in Eukaryota, Fungi, Ascomycota, Eurotiomycetes, Eurotiales, Aspergillaceae.